Molecule: messenger RNA, 682 nt
Organism: Periophthalmus magnuspinnatus
Lineage: Eukaryota; Metazoa; Chordata; Actinopteri; Gobiiformes; Gobiidae
Product: glutathione S-transferase omega-1-like
Exons: 6
Coding region: 50-682 (210 amino acids)
Biological process (GO): glutathione metabolic process
Cellular component (GO): cytoplasm
Molecular function (GO): glutathione transferase activity; glutathione dehydrogenase (ascorbate) activity
Source: RefSeq, a predicted model, not a curated record
AAGUGCUCCCCCUGGUCCUGUGCCUAAAGGCCACAUUAGACUGUUCAGCAUGAGGUUCUGCCCAUUUGCCCAAAGGACAAGGCUGGUGCUCAAUGUCAAGGGGAUUAAACAUGAAAUCAUUAACAUCCACCUGAAGGAAAAACCAGACUGGUUUUUGGAGAAAAACCCUCUUGGACUUGUGCCUAUUCUUGAGACCGAGGCUGGUGAGGUGGUGUCCGAGUCUUCCAUCACCUGUGACUACCUGGAUGAGGUCUACCCCCAGAAGAAACUGCUUCCUUCAACUCCUUUGGGAAAGGCUCAGCAGAAGAUGAUGCUGGAGCAUUUCUCCAAAGUAACUCCUUAUUUCUACAAAAUCAUUAUGUCAAAGAAGGAUGGCGAGGAUAUCUCUGGGCCUGUUAUUGAACUGAAAGAAAAGUUUGUGAGGAUGGAUAAGGAUCUGGUUAAAAAGAAGACCAAAUUCUUUGGUGGUGAUUCCAUUACAAAGAUUGAUUAUAUGAUGUGGCCGUGGUUUGAAAGACUUGAGGCCUUUGAUCUCAAACAUCUCCUGGAUAGCACUCCUGAACUAAAAAGUGGCCUGGCUGUCCCAGAGAAGGAGGCAGAUGGUGCAGAGGAGCUUGGUCUGGCUAGACGCAAGGAGAAGGCUUGGUCUGCUGGUGCAGAGGAGGAGGCUUGGUGUGGCUAG